CUCGACUCGACUAAGGGAGUCGAGUCACUCGAGUCGACUAACUUAGUCGAGACGCACAGCUUUCCGGUGAACACGGAACCCUAAGAUAUUUCUCGCGCACCUCUAAAAUUUUCCUUCCCACGCCACCCUCACAAUCAACCGUCUUUCAUCUUCUUGACUCGACUCUUCAAAGGCGAAUGUUGCACACUCCACAAGCAAGUCAAGACAACUAUAAUAACUAUUGUACUCAUCAUGGACUACCUUACGACAUCCUUGCUGCCAUCCGGCAAUCGCCUGGUGACAGAGGCGGUGUGUCCUGGUCUGAUGUCGAAACCAGCGGUGAUUGACAAGGCCAAUGACAAAGCCGUUAUCAUUCCGAGGCUGAUCAAAGAAGUGGACAUUCAAAGCACCGCUGAUGCGCUCUUGUUGGGAACCAACAGUACCAGUGAAACGGUGCGAUGGAUUGUGGGAACUCCAUCGGGACCAACUUUUUGGUGGAUGGUGCUCGACAAUGGGGAUCAGUAUCGAAUGACAUCUUCUCUUGGAGAUGAUGAUACUAGUAGUGAUGACAUGAAUGCAGCAGCAGUCCUGCCUUGGAGUACAGUGGACAGUGCAGAUCGUCCCUUGGUGAUCAGCAGUAGAGACUCCACAAGGAAGGACGGCAAUGAGACUAUGCAGUAUUCUCCAUUUCCUCAGCCAUCCAUCACCUCUCCUCUCAGUGCCGCUGUUCCCACACCCAAUGGAGGAUUCUUGCUAGUACAACAGCAGCAUACUUCUACCACAGGCAACACCUAUCAACUCACACAAUUGACGGCCAAUUACUCAGAUGUAACUCACUCCAGUUUGUGGGCAUCGGCUCUGGAUCCACUCCCAGAUGCUUCCAUUUCGUACUCGCACAAGCACCAACUCUGGGCGGUCUACACGGCCUCCACGGAUCGCUACAAUCAUGCCGUUGUGGGGGAUGCUUUAGAGGCACACGCACUCACUGUCCUCCAGUGGAAUGCAGAAACAGAAUCGGUAGAAAUACAUGCUCAAGUCACCCUACAAGACGAAGAGGAAGAAGACACCGUCUUUGAGGGAUUGGGAGUGAUUUGGGCCGAUGUCAAUGGGGAUGGGCAAGAGGAUUUGGUCACCACCAUUUCCAAUCGUGCAGUUGGAGCACGGCUGCGGGUCUACACGCUUACGACGGCAUCAGCAGAUGCUAAUGAACGACAAGAGCUUACUCUGUUGGCACAAGCACCGGCCAUUGGAGUAGGAGGCAGGUGGCUGCAUCAGUUGGCAGUGGGCAACCUGGGACCACAAGGAGAGACGGAAGUAGUAGAGAUUCGCACACCUCAUAUUGGGGGUAUUGUACGGUACUAUCAAUGGGACGGCAGCGAUGAACUGCAACUGGUUGCAUCCUCCCAACGGUAUACCUCCCAUGACAUUCGGUCUCGCAAUUUGGAUCGUGCCGUGGUGUUUGACUUAAACGGUGACGGAAUUCCCGAACUCGUCGUCCAGAAUCAAGACAAGGACACAUUGGUGGGAUUACAACGAACAAACAACAAUAAUGAGGGAGUGGAAACUGUGUGGUCCAUACCCUUGUCCAGCCCGGUAGAGUCCAAUCUUGCCGUCGGUUGUUCCAGUGAUCCGGACAUCUUGGAACUCUUGUUUUCCACCCAAGACCAGAAUCUUGUCAAGCUACAAUUUGCACCCGCCAACAUUAGUGGCGACAUUGAUGACAUUGUGGGUUCCCGCAUUGUGGACACUACUUCUGGAGUCCAUUUUGGCUACGAAGCAACGCAUGGCUCCUUGAGAUUCGUGCUUUCUCUAAUCUUCAUGGGAAUACACGCCAUUGGCAUGUUCUAAUGGAAGAUGCUUCUCCUGAGAUGGAAGCAGUGAUGGUAUGGGACAAAGCAUGAUUCAAGUAGUAACAAUUCUUUGCAGCAGAUCUUGCAUCUUUGAGAAAUGGACAAAUGUCGUAAUGUAUUGGCUCAUUGGUGUACAUGUAAUAAUAGGAUGACCUUCCCGUGCAAGGCAUGGCGUACCGGUUCUUGUCAACGCAGCUGGGGGCUCGUCAGGAGACAGCUACCUAGUUUUUAAGUCUUCACCAGUAGCAUAGGCGAAUAGUCAUGAUUGCUUAAUAGAUACGCCAUACGGAUUCGC
This is a messenger RNA of Seminavis robusta, 2124 nucleotides long. Lineage: Eukaryota; Bacillariophyta; Bacillariophyceae; Naviculales; Naviculaceae. The record is from the annotation of a GenBank genome assembly.